Molecule: messenger RNA, 1560 nt
Organism: Uranotaenia lowii
Lineage: Eukaryota; Metazoa; Arthropoda; Insecta; Diptera; Culicidae
Product: protein phosphatase 1 regulatory subunit 42-like
Exons: 4
Coding region: 344-1426 (360 amino acids)
Molecular function (GO): protein binding
Source: RefSeq, a predicted model, not a curated record
AAGUGAAUCAUGAACGGUUGUAGUGUUGCUUGUCGUGUUGCUUUUUUCACCGGGAAACUAACGUCGGCUCGCUAUUAGCAACGGUUUCCAUUCAUUCCGCGCGGUAUCUACAACGAGUUGCGGUGGAAAAAAUAAACCAAAAACAACAGUGAUUGUCCUCGAAACCAAUUUAAAAAAAAACUAAUUGAGACGGUUCCCUUUGGUCGAAAAUUCAAAACCCCUCAUUACGCAGCCACAAAUUUCCGAUUACCGAUUAAAUUGUUUAUGAAGAAGUGGUUUAUUGUAGACGCAAAUUAUUGACAUUCCUUGCCGAAAACAGGAUUCUUCCACUGGAGCCCCGAGGAUGAAGCAGAAAAAAAUAGCAAAGAAACAAAGCUCUACCCUGACGCACAUCUAUCAGAAUGAUAAAAAUCUCACCCAAAUCAACACCAUCUAUCCGACGAAGCGGGUUCUGGUGCUGUACCUGCACAACAAUCAGAUUGGCAAGGUCGAGAACCUGUCCCAGUUUGUGCACCUGACGCACCUGUACCUGCAAUGGAACAACAUCCGCAAGAUUGAAAACCUCGAGGGGUUGCGGAAUCUGAAGCAGCUGUAUCUGGGCUACAACAAACUGACGCGCCUGGAGAAUCUUGAAGGACUCACCAAACUGGAGCAGAUCCACGUGGAAAGGCAACAACUGGAUGGGAUUCCGGCUGCCCGGUUCGAGUUCGAUCCCGACUGUAUGAAGUCGUUGGCGAAUCACCUCAAAGUGCUCAACAUCAAAAAGUUGAAACUGUCCAACAUGGCCGCCCUCGAGCCAUUAUGGAAACUAGAAGUUCUGCUAGCAUCCGAGAAUACCUUCAAAUCAACGGAAGAUUUAACACCAGUCAUCAGUGCCCUCUACUCCUUGCGAGUUCUGGACCUUCAGGGAUGCGUUGCUCAAAAGGACGUCCAUUAUCGCGAGAAAGUUACUGCCGCGGCGGGUCAUAAACUAUUAUUGCUCGACGGAAAAAUGAUUUCCCAGUCAACGAGAAACUUCAUCAAAAACUUUCAAAUGAUUAAACAGGAAAAGAAACGCCGUGCCAUGGCCGAAUGUGCGGAAAAAGUCAAAACUGCAGACGGCGGCACCGGAGCUAGUGACACCUCGCUUGGCAGCCACUUUCCGGCCAACUCGCUGCUGCAGGUUUCCACCCGGAGAGCCUUCUGUACCCGGACUCCUCGAAAGCCGGUUCUUCGCUCCCCGGUUCUGAUGAAAACGAUGUCCGCCCCAUUUACCGAUGAGCUCACGCUGUCCGGCAUUCGAGAGCUGGCCCCAUCGGCACUGGAAGUGGGUGGCCAUUCGACCCCCGUUAUGCUCCAGGGGAAGCUGUUCCGUACCGAGGUACCGGUCUUCAAGGAAAAGAUUCGGAUCCAGCGGAAGGUGCAGUCGUUGCCAUCGAUUGAAUGAAUAAAUUAGAAAGAUAGAAAGAAGGUUGAUUUCAUCGUAGCAGUUUUGAAGUCAGGUUCAAAACGUCAAAACGUGUUAAUUCAAUCGUUUGUAUUGAAUCGGUUUGGUGUGAUAAUAAAAUGCGUGCAAUAAUA